Oncorhynchus masou masou (cherry salmon) is the source of this 5243-nucleotide messenger RNA. Its product is annotated as oocyte zinc finger protein XlCOF6-like. Bases 193 to 1920 code for a protein of 575 amino acids. The transcript has 3 exons. The record is from RefSeq and is a predicted model, not a curated record. Gene Ontology annotation, biological process: regulation of transcription by RNA polymerase II. NCBI's taxonomy places the organism in Eukaryota, Metazoa, Chordata, Actinopteri, Salmoniformes, Salmonidae. Gene Ontology annotation, cellular component: nucleus; nucleoplasm. Gene Ontology annotation, molecular function: DNA-binding transcription repressor activity, RNA polymerase II-specific; RNA polymerase II cis-regulatory region sequence-specific DNA binding.
ACUCCCAUCCAGCUGGCGGCGCUGUUGUGUUUCUGGGUUCGUCAGCAACUAGAACAAAGAACGUCCUAAGAUUCCUUGACUAGAACACGGAAGUAGGAUUGGUAACGAGUUAUUUUUUCUGUUCCUUGUGUGGUGUAAAGAAAUACAUACUGACUCAACUAAAUAGGCUACCCAUCUCUAAUUUGACAGAAAAUGUCUAAACUACAGAUGUUGUGUGUGUUUUUAAAUGAGCGUUUAUCGGCGGCUGCUGUGGAUAUUUUCGGGGCAGUUGAGAAAACGGUAGGAGAAUACCAGGAGGAGAAUGAUCGGCUACGGAGACUGCUGCGGAGGACACCAGAGAUACAACUAUCUAGAAUAGAACCCCUGCAGCUCUCUGUCUCUGAAGAGGAGGUUCCCCCUGAGCAGCAGCACUGUGAGCAGGAGUGGAGGCCCAGUCUGGGACAGAAGGACCCAGAGACCAUACAGAUUAAAGAGGAACAGGAGGAAGUCAGGACCAGUCAGGAGGAAGAGCAGCUUCAAGGGGUGGAGCCUGAUAUCAUAGAGUUCAUAUUUACUCCUCCUUGUGUGAAAAGUGAAUGUGAUCUGGAGAACCCAUGUCAAGAAGCCGUACUAGCUGAACACCCGACUCUCAGUCCACUGAAAGUGUCUAAACUACAGUCGUUUCAAGAGUUUUUAAAUCAGCGUUUAACGGCGUUUGCUGCUGUGGAGAUUUCCGGGGCAUUUGCGAAAGCAGUAUCAGAGUACCAGGAGGAGAAUGAUCGGCUUCGGAGACUGCUGCGGAUCACACCAGAGAUACAGCUAUGUAGAAUAGACUCCCUGCAGCUCUCUGAAGAGGAGGUUUCCCCUGAGCAGCAGCACUGUGAGCAGGAGUGGAGCCCCAGUCUGGGGCAGGAGGACCCGGAGCCCACACAGAUUAAAGAGGAACUCGGGACCAAUCAGGAGGAAGAGCAGCUUCAAGGGCUCUUUGAUACCAAAGACUCCAUAUUCACUCCUUCCUGUGUGAAAAGUGAAUGUGAUCAGGAGGACCCACUUCAGUCCUUGACUCUUCCCCAAACCCAGACUGUGGAGAACAGAGAGAGAGUCUCUAAACCAGUGGAUCUCAAGCCUGUGUCCAAGCACAUGAGGAUUCACGCAGGAGAGAAACCAUUUAUCUGUGGUGACUGUGGGAAGAGCUUUAUUCGCAAGGCGCACCUAACCAGGCAUAAACUGACUCACACAGGAGAGAAGCCAUUCACCUGUGGUGACUGUGGGAAAAGCUUUCGUCUCAAAGGGAACCUAACCACUCAUAAACUGACUCACACCAGAGAGAAAUCAUUCACCUGUGGUGACUGUGGGAAAAGCUUUCGUCUCAAAGGGAACCUAACCACUCAUAAACUGACUCACACAGGAGAGAAACCAUUUAGCUGUGGUGACUGUGGGAAAAGCUUCAAUCGUAAGGUGAGCCUAACUGAACAUAAACUGACUCACACAGGAGAGAAACCAUUUAGCUGUGGUGACUGUGGGAAAAGCUUCAUUCGGAAGGUGCAUCUAACUGAACAUCAACUGACUCACACAGGAGAGAAACCAUUCACCUGUGAUGACUGUGGGAAAAGAUUUAUUCAGAAGAGGGACCUGAGGAGACAUAUACUGAUUCACACAGGAGAGAAACCAUUCACCUGUGGUGACUGCGGGAAAAGCUUCAAUCGAAAGGGGCACCUAACCAUGCAUAAACUGACUCACACAGGAGAGAAACCAUUCACCUGUGGUGACUGUGGGAAAAGCUUCAAUCGAAAGGGGCACCUAACCAUGCAUAAACUGACUCACACAGGAGAGAAACCAUUCACCUGUGGUGACUGUGGGAAGAGCUUUAUUCAGAGGAGGGACCUAAGGAGGCAUAUACUGAUUCACACAGGAGAGAAACUAUUUAGCUGUGUUGACUGAAGGAAAAACUUCAAUCAGAAACAACAUGGCUGCUUAGUCUGAUAAUAUAUUAAUUCAGAAGACUAAUCUGCUAACAUGUGAAAAACAUCCACAAAGACUGUAAAUGAGGACACAGAGAGGAGACUACGAGUAUUGAGAUACACCCAAGAUCCCCUGUGGACCAACUCUAACUGGUCCUCCUGAUCCUGCUCAGUCCAAUGUCACAGUAAUUAUAUAAUGGGACUGUUGUCUGAACCUAACAGGUAAUGUUGCUGCUCUCUGUGUAUGAAAUGGACAAUUUGCAGUUCAGACAACCACCACUUUUUAGGUGAACAACUGAGGGAUGAUGUUGGAGAGUUGUGAACACUCAAUGUCGAAGUCCGACAUGGAUACAAGAUGUCCAGAUCAGAUGCAGGAUUCCCAAUAGGCGGCCCGUUGGGGGAUUUAUUUGGCCCCCAAGUUUUCUGAGCAAAACAAGAUAAUAUAUAGAAUUUAAUUUUUUUGGUUCGUUGGAUAUUUAUUUUAUUAAGUGCCAGUAGAAGGCACUCUUUCCUCUGGUUUAAAAACAUAUCCCGAUGCCCCAGGGCAGUGAUUGGGGACACUGCCCUGUGUAGGGUGCCGUCUUUCGGAUGGGACGUUAAACGGGUGUCCUGACUCUGAGGUCAUUAAAGAUCCCAUGGCACUUAUCGUAAGAGUAGGGGUGUUAACCCCGGUGUCCUGGCAAAAUUCCCAAUCUGGCCCUCAAACCAUCACGGUCACCUAAUAAUCCCCAGUUUAUAAUUGACUCAUUCAUCCCCCUCCUCUCCCCUGUAACUAUUCCCCAGGUCAUUGCUGCAAAUGAGAACAUGUUCUCAGUCAACUUACCUGGUAAAAUAACAGAUAAAUAAAAUAAAAAACACAAUUAAUUUAGGGGGAUCUGUUCCCAAGUAUUCCCACGUGUAAAUAGAUUUACAGUACCAGUCAAAAGUUUUAGAACACCUACCUUACAUUGUAGAAUAAUAGUGAAGACAUCAACACUAUGAAAUAAUACAUAUGGAAUCAUGUUAAAGUGUUAAACAAAGCUAAAUAUAUUUGAGAUUCUUCAAUGUAGCCCACCUUUGCCUUGAUGACAGCUUUAAACACAAGGCAUUCUCUCAACCAGCGUCAUGAGUUAGUCACCUGGAAUGCAUUUCAAUUAACAGGGGGAUCUUGUUAAGUUAAUUUGUGGAAUUUCUUUCCUUAAUGCAUUUGAGCCAAUCAGUUGUGUUGUGACAAGGUAGGGGUGGUAUACAGAAUAUUCGGUAAAAUAUCCAUAUUAUGGUAAGAACAGCUUAAAUGAGCAAAGAGACAGUCCAUCAUUACUUUAAGACAUGAAGGUUAGUCAAUCCGACUUUAAAAGUUUCUUCAAGUGAAGUUGCAAAAACCCUCAAGCGCUAUGAUGAAACUGGCUCUCAUGAGGACCACCACUGGAAAGAAAGAUCUAGAGUUACCUCUGCUGCAGAGGACAUGUUCAUUAGAGUUAACUGCACCUCAAAUUGCAGCCCAAAUAAAUGCUUCAGAGUUCAAAGUAACAGACACAUCUCAACAUCAACUGUUCAGAGGAGACCGUGUGAAUCAGGCCUUCAUGGUCGACUUGCUGCAGAGAAACCACUACUAAAGGACACCAAUACGAAGAAGAGACUUGCUUGGGCCAAGAAACACGAGCAAUGGACAUUAGUCCGGUUGGAAUCUGUCCUUUGGUCUGAUGAGUCCAAAUUUGAGAUUUUUGGUUCCAACUGCCGUGUCUUUUUGAGACGCAGAGUAGGUGAACGGAUGAUCUCUGCUUGUGUGGUUCCCACCGUGAAGCAUGGAGGAGGUAGUGUGGGGGGUGCUUUGCUGGUGACACUCAGGGAUUUAUUUAGAAUUUAGGGCACACUUAACCAGCAUGGCUACCAACGCAUUCUGAAGUGAUACACCAUCCCAUCUGGUUUCGCUUAGUGGGACUAUAAUUUGUUUUUCGACAGGACAAUGAUGCAACACACCUCCAGGCUGUGUAAGGUCUAUUUGACCAAGAAUGAGAGUGAUGGAGUGCUGCAUCAGAUGACCUGGCCUCCACAAUCACCCAACCUUAAUCCAAUUGAGAUGGUUUGGGAUGUGUUGGACCACAGAGUAAAGGGAAAGCAGCCAACAAGUGCUCAGCAUAUGUGGGAACUCCUUCAAGACGGUUGGAAAAGCAUUCCAUGUUAAGCUGGUUGAGAGAAUGCCAAGAGUGCAAAGCUGUCUUCAAGGCAAAGGAUGUCUCCUUUGAAGAAUCUAAAAUAUAUUUUGAUUUGUUUAACACUUUUUUGGUUACUACAUGAUUCCAUAUGAGUUAUUUCAUUGUUUUGAUGUCUUCACUAUUAUUCUACAAUGUAGAACAUAGUAAAAUAAAGAAAAACCCUUGAAUGAGUAGGUGUUCUAGAACUUUUGACUGGUUCUGUUUAUGUGAUCAUAUCAACUAGCUCUCUCACGUUAGAAUGUUUCUUAAACGUAAAAUUUGGAAGUUGCUGUGUAUGUAAAAUAUUGACGUGUUUAAGGUUAAGUUUAGGUUAUAAGUGAUGCAUGGUUAAGGUUAGGUAUUAAUGCUGAGUGGUUAAGGUUUGGGAUAGGCUUAAAACAUCACAGAAUUCCAACUUGUAACCUUUGGAAUCAGCGGCAGAUGCCUUCUCCCAUCCGCCAUCCCCGUCCACAACCCAAACCUACUUGAAGGAAACAUUGCUCACUGUUGCCUCUAGUGGCCGGUUUCCACAUCAUCCCGACAUGCAUGGCAGUCGAAUGCUGAUUUGUGUCACGGGUAACCUGGCUGGAUCUUAUCCCCAGUGUUAUCAUGGUUUGAAAUUAUUCUCUUUUUUCCCCAAAUACUAUAUCUGUUCUGUAUUCUUGCGGUCAAUUUGAAGUGUACAAAUGUAUAACUAUGUUCCGUCCCCCUGCUGAUAUGCUUGCUGAGCGGCAAGAAGAUUCCCCAUUAGGGUUGCAAAGCUACUGGUAAUUUACUGAAGUUACUGGAAUCUUCAGUAAUUUUGGUAGUUAACAGAAAAUCUAUGGUAAUCUAUUGUAACUUUGGUAAUUUAAACUUUGCAUUUUGUAUUUAUAUAUAUAUAUAUAUACUGUUCAUUCAUAUCUGUGUCCAUAUUGUUAUGAGUUUCUAGUAGAUCGACCUUAUGGGUCAAGAGGUAAUAGUCCAAUUAAUAAAAUAAAUAAAAAACAUCUUAUCAAAAAUUGCAUUUUUUUUUUCAAUUAACAACUCUUCCAACUAUUGACUGUUCACAACUGUCAUCAGUUUGACGCCAAAACAUUGACAACAAAUACAUAUAUACAUAUUAAAAUAUAUCAAAAUAUAAAGGAUA